Molecule: messenger RNA, 3477 nt
Organism: Platichthys flesus (European flounder)
Lineage: Eukaryota; Metazoa; Chordata; Actinopteri; Pleuronectiformes; Pleuronectidae
Gene: foxm1
Product: forkhead box M1
Exons: 9
Coding region: 202-2229 (675 amino acids)
Biological process (GO): regulation of DNA-templated transcription; G2/M transition of mitotic cell cycle
Molecular function (GO): DNA-binding transcription factor activity; sequence-specific DNA binding
Source: RefSeq, a predicted model, not a curated record
GACGUCAUGUAAAUACAAGAAGGAGCUUUUUUGUUUUAUUGAUAUCAUGGCAUAUUUGGAUUAUUUGACUCCUCGCUGAAUGAAGACACUGGUUUGAAUCCCCAGCAGCAGCAGCGCAGGUCGAGCGGAAGAGCCCGGAACAUCGCAGUAAUGUGAAGAAUUCCAGUAAAGAACAAGCGGCUUUUCAGUGAUCUGCUGACCAUGAGACGGAGUCCAAGGAGACCACUGAUCCUCAAAAGAAGGAAGCUGCCUUUUCAGCAAAAUGACGCGACAACAGCAGCUGGUUCACAAAGCCAGAUUGCUGAGUCCGGCUCAGAAGAAUCCACGAAACCGGACGUGAAUCGGUGCUUCCCUGAUGGGAUCCGCAUCAUGAACCACCCCUCCAUGCCUGACACUCAGGUGGUCGUCAUUCCCAAGACAGCUGACCUGCAAAGUAUCAUCGGGGCCCUCACUGCCAAAGGCAAAGAGUGUGGCGCCCAGGGCCCGAACAAGUUCAUCCUUCUGAGUGAGAGCAGCAGCUGCAACAAUGGAUCCUUUUGUCAGACUGCUGCUGAAGUGGAUGGUGUCUCUACAAUGAGAGCAGACGGACAACCAGUGAAAGUGGAAACUAUGUGCAAGCCCCCUGACGCUAAACCGCUCACUGGGAUUAAAUCAUUUAACAAGGAACUGGAGUGUCGUCCUUUAGACGAAAGCCUCACCAACAUUCAGUGGCUGGGCAAAAUGAGCCCAUCUACCCUGGAACCAGCUCCUCCCAAGCAGGUGACCGGCAAAGAGAACCUCAACACAGAUGUACAAGCUCCUCAGGCACAGAAUAAACCAGCUGAGGAAGAAGCUGUUCAACAACCCAAUUCAGAGAGGCCACCAUACUCCUACAUGGCCAUGAUCCAGUUUGCCAUCAACAGUCAAAAGAACAGAAGGAUGACACUGAAAGAGAUUUACACUUGGAUCGAGGAGCACUUCCCUUACUUUAGAGAGGUGGCCAAACCAGGAUGGAAGAAUUCCAUUCGCCAUAACCUCUCUCUGCACGACAUGUUCAUUCGCGACACGUCACCGGACGGUAAAGUUUCUUUCUGGACGAUCCGGCCCGAGGCGAAUCGAUGUCUCACUCUUGAUCAGGUUUACAGGCCGGGCUGUGACCCAAUGACUGCUCCAGUCCAAGUUCCAAUGCUUUUAUUUCCCCAUCAACAACAAAAGAAAGUGCUUCCUGAUGCAAGAAAGACACAAACUGGCUCUGAGAGAAAGAUGAAACCUCUCCUCCCUCGAACCGACUCGUACCUGGUCCCGAUCCAGCUCCCCGUCUCCUCCCCCUUCUACCUGCCGUCCUCCUCGGCCCCGUUUCUCCUGUCGUCCUCGCAGCAGAAAAGAAACAUUUCACGAGGAACCAAGAGAGUGCGGAUAGCCCCCAAGGUGGAAAAAAGCGAUUCUCCAGCUGUGGUUCUGUUUCCUGAGAAGAGCGAUGGCUAUCAGAGGGAGAUAAAGCAGGAGCCGGUGUGUGUUCCGAUUAAAUGCGUGACUCCCAAAGCCCCUCUGAGGACACAAGCCAGCAGCUCCAGGCGUAAACAGCGUCUGAUUCGCUCUGUGGACGAGGAGCCCGUCCUCCUCUGUCCUGACAACACCUUCUUUGACUCUGGCGUCGCCUCCGAUGCCUCCAUGUUCCACGACAUGCAGGACACUACGGUGGAGGAGCAGAAGCCUGAGCAGCACACCCCCGAGCGAGAGUUCUCCUUCAAGACCCCCAUAAAAAGUAACAGCCAACUGACUUCCUCCACCCCCAGCAAGCCCCCUUGUAACACCACACCCGAGACCUGGAAGGUGACCCCUGCGGGCAAAGGGCUUCAGACCGUUCUGGAUUUCAGCCCCAUCCGCACACCGGGGGGGCCUGCCGUCACCCCCCGCCACGACUACAACUCGUUCAGUUUCAGCAGCACCCCAUUUAAAGACUGGCCUCUGUUUAACUCCCCCAGGGAGCUGCUCAACUCCGCUCCCUCCAGAGUCACAGGACCAGCUGACUCCCCCACCGACAACCCCCAGAGCAGCUGCUCCAGAGAGCUGCUCCAGGCCGGAGGUGUCACACCCACUAACCGCUCCAUCACAGAGGGUCUCGUCCUGGAUACCAUGAACGACAGCUUGAGCAAGAUACUGGUGGACAUUAGCUUCUCCUGUCUGGACGAUGACGACCUGGGUAUGGCCAACAUCAGCUGGUCCGAGUUCAUUCCACAGUUUAAGUAGCUGUGAGGCAGGAAUAUUGUGUAUAUAUUACAGAGCAGUGACUUUCUUUCAAAACACUAUGGGAUGGAUAGCUGGAAAAGAAACAGCAAAGCAGGUGCAAAAGUACAAGAAAUCUGAGAUAUGAAGACCACAAGCUUUUGGGUAAACAGGAACAAUUCAUAGGUUUCAUAACUAUAACUGUCAAGUUUAUCAGCACUUCAUUUGAUUUCACUCCAUAGAAACACUAAAGAGAAGCUGCUCUCCAUGCUGUAAUUUCUGCUGGAGUUAGAUUGGGCCUAAAUUGCAGCUUUAAACUGAAGAAUGCUUCUUUCCAUUCAGUUGCUGUGGUUGUUAAUUUGGAUUACCUUCCCUUUGCAUCUGCUUUGCUUCCUUCAUAUGUUUCUGGCUUCCGUUUGUAAUCGAAUCCUUUUUUUUACAGAAUGAUUGACAGUAAGUCCUAUUUCCUCCAACCGCUGGCUCGUUUUGUUUUUUGCAUCGCUCAAUAAUCGGUGCUGUUUUCUUUUAUCUUCUAUCCUUCCUGUUGUGUCCGUCUGUACUUGUGAAGGAAUCUAGAGAAGAGAAGUGAGUAUAUUUGUAUGUUGAUUUGCACAUUUUAAUAUAUUUUUAGCUUUUUACAUAUAUAAAUGUAAAUACAUUUAUAUCACUGCUUGAUCGGCCAGCGAGGCGUCUCUGUGCCUUUCGGGCCGGUCGGGUUCCUGGAAUCAGCUUUUAGACGUUUAGAUUGUGAUGUAGAAGUGUUGGUAAUAAAAAAACAAACGGCAAUAGGAUUGUAAAAAAAAAAAACAUUUAAAAGUUGAGAGGUCACAGUAAUUGUUCUUCAGUUGGUUAGUAUCUAUCUUCAGGGCACUUUGUAUCAGCAAGAGGGAUUUUUGAACAUUUCACAUCUUUUAAAAACAAAAUGAUUCAUAUGUUGUGUCUGUAUAUCACAGAUUCUGUUUCAAUGAGAACACCUACUGCCUUUUUUAAAUGAUCAUGUAGCACAGACGGGAAAACAGGGAACAUGUCAGAACAGUCUUUUCAGCGCCAUCAUUGAACGAUGGAUGAGAUGUGUACUUUUUUGUUUUCUUUUAAGAUUUCACAAACUAAUCACUGACUAGCGAGUGUGUUGUGUUUACUUCAGAAGACUUAAAUCGCAGUAACCUGAUGUGUUUGCAGUUGCAGGAUCAGAAUGUUGUGGCCUCUAGCAAACAGCUUCAUGUGCCUUCUUGGUGUUUGUAUGUGACUGUACAAUAAAACUGUUGGUGUUUA